Messenger RNA from Branchiostoma belcheri (Belcher's lancelet), 3892 nucleotides. RefSeq lists its product as uncharacterized. Lineage: Eukaryota; Metazoa; Chordata; Leptocardii; Amphioxiformes; Branchiostomatidae. Gene Ontology annotation, biological process: regulation of apoptotic process. Gene Ontology annotation, molecular function: ATP hydrolysis activity; protein binding. The transcript has 7 exons. Bases 255 to 3206 code for a protein of 983 amino acids. The record is from RefSeq and is a predicted model, not a curated record.
UUUGUGGAAGCUGCUAAAUAAACACCACCUUGCACGGUGGAGGGAAAAAGGAAAGGUCAUGAGCCAUGAGGUUCAACUUCAUCAAGUCACAGAACGAACUUGUGAGAUGGCAAAAUUAGACUCCACUUGGAAAUUAUAGAUUCAGAGUUUGAAUACACUAGUUCCCAAGCUACUUCAUUAUAGGUAUUCUUACAGAGAAGCUCUUCAAGUUCUAGAAAAGUACAAGUAAAGCCCUCUCCAUACAGUAAGCAAAUAUGGCAGAAAUAUCUCCUUGGCGACUUUUCAUGACAGAGCUGAAAGAAGAAAUGAAAACUGAUGAUUUGGAAAGUGCUCUCGGUCUGGUAAAAGACAAGAUAAGUGCCCAGGAUUAUGAAUCCAUUUCUAAGACAAAGUCACCCAAGCAAUACCUAGAUUCCCUGGAAAAGUUAGAUCUCAUAGGCGAGGACAAUACCAAUUUUUUGUACUUACUGUUGAAAUCAAUCCCCAUGGUAGACUUCAUACCUAACUUGGAGAAAUAUCAAGAAAAAUGGGAAGAAAGAAGGGCAGCAUCAGGGGUGUAUAGUCGCGAUCCUAGCUUUGUUGGACGUGUGACAGAAAUAGCCAGGCUGGUGAAGGAGCUCGGGAAGACCAGCCGUAACGUGCAGCUAGUCUGUCUGACAGGCAUCGCAGGGAUGGGGAAGACGGGUCUGGCCAAAGAGGCCUGUUACAGGCUACAGAGGAGGGUGUUCUUUAUAAACCUGAGGGACAAAGGGAACAUGCAGGACGUGUUCAUGACAGUAGCCGCUGCUCUGGACCUGCGACUGGACCUGCAGAGGGGCUCCCUCACCGACUGGAUCGGGGUUCUAAAGGACUGGAUCAUAGAGUGUGACGAAGACGUAACCAUAUUUCUGGACAACGUUGAUGACCUCCUCGAACCUGGGUCGUCUCGCAUGCCAAACAUGAACAGACAAAACUUCCUCAACCUCCUCAGCGAGGUUCUCAAGAUCAAGACCGAGCACGUCAAGAUCCUCCUGACGUCUCGCUACAAGCUCAAGAUGGAGGAAUACAACGGGGACGUGGUAGAGAUCCCUUUGACGAGGCUGGACCCUGAAGACGGGGUCAGGCUGCUGAAGAAGAGUUCAGGGCUUGUCGGUGAAGGCAUGGAUGACGACGAGUGCAGCAACAUCGUCGAAGGAUGCGGCCAUUCUCCACUUGCAAUCCGCGUGAUCGCGCGACAUCUGAAGGACGGCCGCAUCAGCCCCGCCGAGGCCCUGAGCCAGCUGAUCACCAAGGGACGGAAAGCGAAGCAGGCGCUGCGACCCUCCGCCGUGAGCGAAGAAGAGAACAUCUUCGACUGCUUGAGGAUGACUUUUGACGCCUUACCCGACAAACUCAAGAACAUCCUGGUGAGCCUGUCUGUCUUCCAAGGAUCCUUCACGUGCGACGCUGCGAACGAAAUCCUUGGAUCGUCCUCCAGACUCAACACCGAGCUUGAUCUUGAGUUUGUCCAAGACAGGAACCUUCUCGAGUACGACGACUUAAACGACCGCUAUGACCUCCACACGCUGGUCCGUGUCUUCCUGUCCAAGGCUCACAAGGGGUCGGAGAUGUUGACAAAGGCACGCACACAAGCUGAGAAGCGUUUCCUUCAGUACUACAGCGUGCUUGCCCAGAAUCUCUCCAUGGAAAGCACCACUAAAUUCUUUGAAGCGUUUAGUCGAUUUGAGGUGGAGAGGGCAAACUUCCACUACUACAUCGAACUCUCAGCCACCAAAGGGAAAGUCGUGGACUUCGAGUCCAAGUCGGACAUCGAUAUGUGGAGCAAAGUCUACUUAUUCUUCCACACAUUCCUGAGCAUUGAUGAGCGGGAACGCUACUUUGAAGGAAGGGCUAAAGCCGCAGAGUUGGAGGGAAACACUCUGAACCAUGCCUUCAUGAAGUGCUGGCAGGCCGAGCAGCUAGUAGAAAGAGGCUUACUCAAUGAUGCAUUGAAGAUUGUCGGCAAGCUUAUGAAGACGCUAACAGAAAUGGAGAAGACAAAGAACUCUGACGGGCUGCAGCUGACCUUGGCAAGGUGUUACUACAUCAAGGGAAGAGUCCUGGUAUACAGGAAACAGCACAAGGACAGUUUAAAGCUCCUAGAAGACACCUUGGGUAUCGAGAAACAGGUUCUGAAGAAGCACACCCUGACAGCCAGGACUCUGAACAUGCUGGGACACGUCUACUUUAACAUCGAGCAUGAGGAGAGAGCGAAGGUGUACCACGAGGAGGCCUACAACAUGCUGAAGAAACUCGUGCGCUCGGAGAAUCACCCGGAUUUUCCCAACUACCUGACAAACAUUGGCGCGUGCUACCAUCGCCUGGGCAACAAGCAUCCCAGAGAAAGUCUGGAGAGCACAGAGAACUACGAACGAGCGCUAGAUUACUACGACAAGGCGUACCAGUUACAGGUGAGACUGAAGAUGGAGGGACAUCAGGGCACCGCAACGGUGUUCAAGAACAAAGCUACAACAUUGGUGGAGAUGGAAAGGUUUGAAGACGCCAGGCCGCUCGCCGAGAAGGCCCUGAAGAUUCGCAGGAGGAGACAUAUCCCCGGCAUGCCUGACUUGGCUCGAGCUCUCUACUUCGUGGGGUCCAUUUACCUGGACCUGGGAAAAGAGGCUGCGGAUAGACAGGACAGAGACGCGGCCCGUGAUCAGUACCAGCUGGCUAAGCGGUACUUUGACGAGGCGUUGGAUGAGGAGCUGGACCUGGGUGUUGGUCAGCAGAGCGUGGACUUCCAACGGCUGCAGAGGGACACCAGGAAAGUACUGAAGAAGCUACACAAGGGAGCAAAGGUCGAACAGAAGUAUGAACAGAAGUUCCUGAGGGCAGAGAUAGGAGGAAGGCACAGGAGGGAUGACAGUGAUGAUGGCUCCUCCUCCGGCAGCAGUGAGCACAAGAGAUCAGGGGAAGAGGACGACUCAAGCUCAUCAGAAGGCUCCCCUCCCCCCUCCCCAUCCAAGAGGGCAAGGCUAGCAGAGACACCUAGUGGAGAAGACCCGGAACUGCAGGGCUCAGCACAUUCCUCACCACAGGAGGAGCCAACUCCUGGGUCUUCUGGAGAGGCACAACCAGAGGAGCAACAGAGGUCCAUGUACUUUGUAGAAGAGGUAGAAGUCAUCUGUAUCCCGAACAGUACCACCAUCGACUACACUACAGUCAGCGGCCCAAUCACCACUACCUAACAACCUUCCAAAAGUUGAGAACUGAGACAAAAUGCGAAACAUAGGAGAAAGGCGCUAGUGAAAGUAAUACACACAUUCCUUCAUUCUAGAUCUAUUCACAGACUACAUGAUAUUAUCAAGAAGUGAUCUUUUAUCCAAACACCACGACCCCAUGCCCUUAUACUAACUCUACGACCUUGGAACUUUUGACCAAUGGCACACCAGUUCAUACCGCAGCAAAACGUAAAGGGUGCUUAAAUGUGAGAAUAUUUCGCCUUCGUUACUGUUCAAAGGAAGUGUUUUGUAGAACGACCUUAGAGGUCACUAAAGUUGAUCAGAUUAUGCAUAGCUGUGUCUUGAUUACUGUAUCAGAUUUCAUUUGGGGAAUGAUUUGUUUAGUCUACAUGUAGGCUUAAGGGAAUGUAGACCUAUGCAGUCAAGCAUAAUUUGUCGCUUUUCUGUAACUCUAUCGUAUUUUGAAUAAGUCUUAUACCUACAAGGAAUUGUAUCAAUAACUCGCAUAUAUAUAGCACUCUACUAUUGUACAUAAAUAAAUUAAGCUGAAUUAUCAAAUCUUUAUUUCAAAAAAUGAUAGUUUUUGCGUUUGUAAUGUUGCCUAGUGUAUUGCAGAGGCAGUUAUUUUUAUUAAUAUAUAUUUUGAUCAUAUUUUGCCUUGAUUAUAGUCUAAGAAAAUAUUGAUGGACCUG